GUUUUUUUUUUUUUUUUCUUUUUUCAUUUCAUGAGCUCGGGCUAUAACGACAAUAUCAGCAUGAGCAACACAAAGAUGGAUUCUUGGUUGCUGGACCAUGACAACGUCACCCAUGCUGCCGACGAGAUCAUGGCAGACAUCAACGAGCGCAACAAGGUUGUUCGCCAAGGCACCAACGCAGCCACCUUGAACAGCGGCAUCCGCCGCAAGCUCGGACAGCUCACGACCUCGAUCGCGUCGCUCGAGCAAGCUCUGGACAGGGCUGGUCGCCAAUACACCAUCACUGACAAGGAGCUUUCGCGGCGGCAAGGACUGACCAGCGCGCUCCGCAGCCGCCGAGAUCAGCUGAACUCGAUGUUUAACAAGAAUAUGGAACCUGGUCAAGCAGAGGCCAGCAGAGACACUCUGCUGUAUGGUGCGCCAGGCAGGGCAUUUGGUCAAGGUGCGGCUCCAGUUGAGCGCGAAGACACGCAAGGCCUGGACAACGCCACUCUGCUGUCGCGUCAGCAGCAAAUCAUGCAAGACCAAGACCGAGGCCUGGAUGCGCUUCAAGCGGCCAUUGCACGCCAAAAGCACAUUGGUGUUGCCAUCGGCGAUGAAGUCGACUCGCAGAAUCAACUCCUGGACGAUCUUGAGGACGGCAUGGAUCACACCCACGGCAAGCUUCGGCAAGAAACACUGCACGUCAUGACAAUUACGGAGAAGGCCAAGACUGGAGGCAUGCUUUGCAUUAUUUGCUUGCUCAUCAUUGCCAUUAUCGUCGUGGCUGCCGUGCCCAAUUAAAUUGGCAAAGCGCCUUUGACUUUGUCUUGGAAUUGUUUUGAUUUUUUUUUUUCCGUUGUUUCUCCUUGUUUUUGUGUGUCUGUGUCUGUGUGUGGUGUGGUCGGCCCGCUUUCAUGCUGUCGAUAUUCGUGGCAUACUGGUGCUGCUGCUGUCUAGAUUUUGUCUGCUCAAUGUACACGUUCCGUCCAAACAA
This is a messenger RNA of Capsaspora owczarzaki ATCC 30864, 976 nucleotides long. RefSeq lists its product as hypothetical. NCBI's taxonomy places the organism in Eukaryota, Filasterea, Ministeriida, Capsasporidae. The transcript has 8 exons. The coding region runs from base 31 to 783 and encodes 250 amino acids. The record is from RefSeq and is a predicted model, not a curated record. Gene Ontology annotation, cellular component: SNARE complex; endomembrane system. Gene Ontology annotation, biological process: intracellular protein transport; vesicle fusion. Gene Ontology annotation, molecular function: SNARE binding; SNAP receptor activity.